GCGUGCUUGCAUUGCUCGCUGCUCCGAGUGGUUCCUAGUUCUGCUUAUUUCUUUGGACACUUCCAACUUCACUCUCCAACAUGAAGGCGCUGAGCCCUGUACGCGGCUGCUACGAGGCGGUGUGCUGCCUGUCGGAACGCAGCCUGGCCAUCGCCCGGGGCCGAGGCAAGAGCCCGGCGGCGGAGGAGCCGCUGAGCCUCCUGGACGACAUGAACCACUGCUACUCGCGCCUGCGGGAACUGGUACCCGGAGUCCCGCGAGGCACUCAGCUUAGCCAGGUGGAAAUCCUGCAGCGUGUCAUAGACUACAUCCUCGACCUGCAGGUGGUCCUGGCCGAGCCGGCCCCCGGACCCCCGGACGGCCCGCAUCUCCCUAUCCAGACAGCUGAGCUCACCCCAGAACUUGUGAUCUCCAACGACAAGAGGAGCUUUUGCCACUGACCAAGCGGUCCUGGCACCUCUCGAACGCAGGUGCUGGCGCCCGUUCAGCCUGGGACCCUGAGACUCUGGGACCCUCUCCGGCCGGAAGCCUGAGGGCAUGGAUGAGCCCUAAUCUCGCCUCUAGCCCUCUUGACUUCACCGCCCCCACCCCCAACUCCUGCCUCGAGGCUGGACCUGGCGCCCGAGCGCGAAGGACUGUGAACUUGGGUGGCCUGAAAAGAGCUAGCGCCGGUCAGCAGCUGGGCAGCGUCACCCUACUGCCACCCCACCUCCAAGUUUUUUAAAAGACUGGCUUUUCAGAAAGAGGGUGGGCGAGGUGAGGGUGGAGAGUGGCUGCCCUGCAGACUCUGCCAAGGCAGCAUUAGAGCUGGUCUUCUGGUCUGCUGCCCUGAUUAUGAACUCUAUAAUAGAGUAUAUAGCUUUUGUACCUUUUACAGGAAGGUGACUUUCUGUAAUCAUGUGAUGUAUAUUAAACUUUUUAUAAAAGUUAACAUUUUGCAUAAUAAACGAUUUAAAAACA
This is a messenger RNA of Nannospalax galili (Upper Galilee mountains blind mole rat), 960 nucleotides long. It is a transcript of the gene Id3, whose product is annotated as inhibitor of DNA binding 3, HLH protein. NCBI's taxonomy places the organism in Eukaryota, Metazoa, Chordata, Mammalia, Rodentia, Spalacidae. Gene Ontology annotation, molecular function: transcription regulator activity; protein dimerization activity. Gene Ontology annotation, biological process: negative regulation of transcription by RNA polymerase II; cell differentiation; circadian regulation of gene expression. The record is from RefSeq and is a predicted model, not a curated record. Gene Ontology annotation, cellular component: cytoplasm; nucleus. The transcript is spliced from 3 exons. Bases 81 to 440 code for a protein of 119 amino acids.